Messenger RNA from Phaeodactylum tricornutum CCAP 1055/1, 993 nucleotides. RefSeq lists its product with no specific name. Gene Ontology annotation, biological process: regulation of cyclin-dependent protein serine/threonine kinase activity; mitotic cell cycle phase transition. Gene Ontology annotation, molecular function: cyclin-dependent protein serine/threonine kinase regulator activity. Lineage: Eukaryota; Bacillariophyta; Bacillariophyceae; Surirellales; Neidiaceae. The record is from RefSeq and is a predicted model, not a curated record. Bases 1 to 993 code for a protein of 330 amino acids. The transcript has a single exon. Gene Ontology annotation, cellular component: nucleus; cyclin-dependent protein kinase holoenzyme complex; cytoplasm.
AUGGUGCAUUCCAACGAUCCUCUUCUAAGCUUACGAAUGAAAUGCGCUGUUGGACUAUCGAUGAAUCCACAUAAUCAUGAAAAUGCAAGAGACGAAGUAUCAGCGAUGCUGGAUCAAGAACGUUUCUAUCAAUGCGGAGACUAUCUUGGACGACGGAAUGUUCGGAAAAAUGAAAAAUCUGGAACCAGCGUCAGAUCUGUCUCGGAAGAGAAUGAAGUACUAGACGGUGUCUGUCGCGAAAAGAUGUGCGAAUGGAGCUACCGAGUUUGCGAACACUUCAACACGAAUCGGGAGAUCGUUGCCAUCGCCAUGAAAUUUCUUGAUCGCUUCAUCGAUCAUUGCAGUUGCGAUCGGAAUGCUUUUAAGCUUGCUGCAAUGACAACACUCUACAUGGCGACGAAAUUAUUUAAUCCAAAACAAAUACCGAUCGGUAGCCUUGCGGACUUGAGCCGUGGAGAAUUUGAAAAUAGUAAUAUUGCGGAAAUGGAGCUUGUCAUUUUGAAAACUCUGGAUUGGCGAUUGAAUCCACCCACUGUGCUGUCCUUCAUCAACAGGUUCCACUCAUUGCUCUGUAUCGAAGAAGUAUCCACGGCCAAAGAUACUCAUCGUAGAGCAACAUUCUUCGCCGAGCUCUCUGUUUAUGACUACAGCCUCGUUACAGAAAAUGCGAGUUUGUUGGCGAUUGCCUCCCUUCUGAAUGCCUUUGAAGGAUUGGAGGACCCAUGUUUUGCUGAUGUGUUGCAUACCAAUCUAAACGAGCUCGUGCAAUGUCAAUUGUCUUUGGUUGUGGACGUACUCGCAGUAGAGAAAGUUCAGUCUCGAUUGUGGUAUCUCUACAGCUGUUCGGCUCAGGUAAAAGCAGACGGAAUUAUUCCAUUGCGUGUGUGUCAGGAGAGGCAACAACGACACGAAGCCAAGAUACACCCGAGUGGUAAAGAUGAAGCGCUGAUGGAUUCUCCUAUUAGCGUUAAUCUUCACGAGCGGUAUUGCUGA